This is a messenger RNA of Auanema sp. JU1783, 1863 nucleotides long. NCBI's taxonomy places the organism in Eukaryota, Metazoa, Nematoda, Chromadorea, Rhabditida, Rhabditidae. The record is from the annotation of a GenBank genome assembly.
AUGGAGAAUUGGGGCCUCAUCAUGAUUGGAUCUCAGCAACUUUUUUAUAAUAGGCACAUCGCAGGUCCUGCUGAAAAGAGAGUGACAUUCGAAGUAUUAGCUCAUGAAAUUGCUCAUCAAUGGUUUGGUAAUUUGGUAACGAUGAAAUGGUGGAAUAAUUUAUGGCUUAAUGAAGGUUUUGCAACUAUGAUGGCUCAUAAAGCUGUUCUUGAACUAUUUGGACCAAUGUCAAAUGCCAAAAGUGUUGCACAAAGCAUGCGGGAUGACCAAGUGAACAGUGCCUUUCCCAUAAGCAGACCGGAUAAACCAUCGUUCGAUCCUGAUGAUCAGUUUAGGACUCAAUAUACAAAACCGUCAAUAUUGAUGAUGGCAACUGAAAAUUUAGUUGGAAAAGAAACAUUUCGAGCCGGUGUAAGCCGAUUGCUUAAACAGUUCGCCUAUAAAAAUGUGGAUCACACUGAUCUCAUGGAAGCAUUAACAUAUGCUCAUGAUUCAUCAGCUGGAAAUCAUUUUGCUGGACAAUCAUUUUCUUUAAAUGAUUUCAUAUCAACAUGGAUCUAUCAACCAGGCUUCCCACUGUUGAAUGUUACUGAAAGAGAACCAGGAGUUCAUGUUGUAUCACAAAUAGCAUUUCGUUAUUUAACAUCAAAAGGACGAAUUGAUCGACACCGUCAAUGGAAAGUUCCAAUCUUUCUUCGUCAUCCAAUAACGAAAGCUAAAGAAUUGAAAUGGCUUCUAGAGAAUGAAACAAUGGCAGUUGAUCUGAACGAUGAUUAUGUUUUGGAUUAUUUUGGGAGUAAUUUAUUCCGAGUUAUAUAUACAGAAAAACAUUAUAGUUCAAUAAUUGAACGUUUACACACAUUUCCGCAUGAGAUCCCUGAGCAAAUGAGAUCUCGACUGGUUGACGACAGUUUCACUUUUGCUGAACACGACUUGAUUUCAUACAACGUUCCAUGGAACAUAACAGCAUACAUCGCAGUUGAAAAGUUUGAAGCCAUACAUGGUCCGGCUACCAUAUUUAGUGCCCACAUGGAUUUUGUGAUCAGUCGAUUACGUCCACAUGAAAACUUCGAUGUUGUUAUAAAGUACCUUCAUGUCGUAUUCGGGCAUUGGUUCAACCAAUGUAACAGAGCCAUAUUUGGUAAUGAUGAAUCCAGUACAUCAUAUGUCGCUUGUGAAGUUAUCUACAAGCGUCUGUGUACUUAUGGAUACUCUAACUGUAUUGAGAUGGCAGUGAAGGAAGUUGAAAAGCUAAUGGUGAACUGUGCGGAUGAUCAUCUUAGUAGCAGCUGUAACCAUAUUCCGCAAAUCGUUCGUAUGCCAAUCUAUGCUGCAAUUUCCAAAUACGGAGAUGAACGAUUUUUUAGUUUUUUAUAUGAAAAAUUCAUAACCGAGACAUAUUCAGCUGAAAAAGGAAAACUAUGGGAAGGAUUAGCCGGAAGUUUACGUUCUGAAGAUAUCCACAGGCUGUGGUAUUAUUUUCUGUUUAAAAACCGAUUAAGUGAGCCAUUCCGAAUGAGAUGUGUGGAUUAUUCAAAACAUUAUCACUUCAAAACGCAUUUAAUUAGUUUCAUUAAGAAGUAUUUGGAAAAGAUGUUAGUAGAACUUGCACAAGAUGAAAUAAGCUUCAUACUACAAGUAUUAUCCAGAUCUCUGUUCCGUCAAGAAGAGAUACCAGAGUUCAAAGAAGUAUUUGAUAAAGCAUCUGAAAAGUUCCCAGCUUUAAGUGCUCGAUUAAAGAGUUAUAUUGAUAGAGUAACUGAUGUCCAUAAAUGGAGAGAUCGUAAUGGCGAGAACAUCAUUGGAAAUAUAUCACAAGUAUUGGAUGGUUUAAAUAAAAGAAUAUUAAUUCAAAUUAAAUAA